Messenger RNA from Brassica napus (rape), 1686 nucleotides. RefSeq names its product agamous-like MADS-box protein AGL82. The record is from RefSeq and is a predicted model, not a curated record. NCBI's taxonomy places the organism in Eukaryota, Viridiplantae, Streptophyta, Magnoliopsida, Brassicales, Brassicaceae. Gene Ontology annotation, molecular function: protein dimerization activity; RNA polymerase II cis-regulatory region sequence-specific DNA binding; DNA-binding transcription factor activity, RNA polymerase II-specific. Gene Ontology annotation, biological process: positive regulation of transcription by RNA polymerase II. The coding region runs from base 196 to 1101 and encodes 301 amino acids. The transcript has a single exon.
UUUGAUUUAAUGGGGUUAACAUGUCUUAGAGACAACUAAGAUCUAUAUAACCAGAGUUUUCUAUACCUAAACAGCUAUAAACAUGAACGACUGUUCCAAAAGAAUAUCAAUUAGUCUCUAUAUAUAUGUAUCUAUGUUUUUUGGGUACGGAAAAGGUUCAUAUGUUUAUAUGUUUUUGUGUAAUAGCAAUAAGAAAUGAGGGUACAAAAGAUGGCGCAUGAGAAAGUCGUGGACUUACAAAGGAUAACGAACGAUAAGACAAGGAUGACCACUUACAAGAAGAGGAGAGCCUGUCUUUACAAGAAGGCAGGUGAGUUCUCAACUCUCUGCGGCGUCCAGACAUGUAUCAUCGUCUACGGGCCCACCAAAGCGACCGAUGAGUUGAUUUCCAAACCUGAGAUAUGGCCGGAGGACGAGACCAAAGCCAGAGACAUCAUACGCAGGUACAGAGACACAGUCUCCAACAGCUGCAGGAAAGAAGCCCACGUCGAGACUUUCGUUAACGAUAAAGGUAAGGCAAAAGAGACGGAGAAUACUAAUAAUAAUAAUAAGAGAGGGAUGAAUAACAAGAAUAAGUAUUGUUGUUGGGAGGAGAGGCUAGAGAAGUGUUCACAAGAGCAGCUACGUGGGAUUUUCGAUGACGUGGGAAACAAGUUGCAUGAAGCUAUAAUGAGACAGAAUCGUAAUGCGAUUACGGCUCAGCAUCAAGUCAUGGAGCCACAAACCCCGCAGAAUUUAAUGGAUCCAUAUUACGUGUCACAAUACUUUGCUGGUCAUCAGCAGCAACAGUGCUUGAUGUUCCCAUAUAAUAAUAUGAGUUUCCCGUUGUUCUCGCCUCAUGAUGAUCAGAUUCCAAUGGAGCCGAUUCUAGUGGAGAAUUUUGCUGACUCUGGAGUAAAUCAAGGCUUCAUGAUGUCGAAGGGAAACGAGAGUACUCAGUUUAUGCAGAGGCAAGCACCUUAUUAUAUUGAACCGGUUGUACAGAGGCCUGCAUCUUUUAAUGUUAACCCGUUCACGGGUUAUCAAGUCCCUUAUAAUAUUCCUCGGUUGCCGGGUAAUCAAGCUGAAGUAUGGGAUUUUAUGGCGAAGAAGCCGAUUUGAGUUGUUUUUUAGGGUUUUAUGAUUAGUUUAAUUGUUUCAGUUGGUUUUGUUUAUGUAUGCUGGCUUGGAUUUUUCAAGUAUGUUUCUGAUGUAUCAUCAUUUUCUGGAAUUCUAUAAAAAAGUAUUGGUUUUAGGUUUUAUGUAUAUUUAUUGAAAAUAAAAACUUGAUACUUCUUUUUACAUAAAAUAAGUGAAAUGUCUUUUAAAUAUCAAACACUGUGUCCACUGUUAUAACUUCAAGUGGUUGUUGAAACAGAUGGCUUGAUUGAGACAAACAACGAAUAAUGACAUAUUGUAAUGCAUAAGUUAUUCAAACAUUAAACGACAAGCUUUGGAUAUUGGAGAUGACCAAGUUUGUGACUUUUUGAACCUUUUGGCUGCAACUUGUAUAACAGAAAUAAUUUUAUUUUGGUGUGUGUUUCCAUCAACAACUAACACUUAAGCUUGCGCACACUAUCUAAUUUUAAUUGUGAUUAUGCAUAUGCAGCUAAGUAAUGUUAAUAAAAUUAGCUAAAACCUCAUUUGAACCUUUAGUUGUAAGUUGUAGCUGAGUAGCAAAACAUUUACCAAACUAAUUAAAAAAUU